Paramuricea clavata is the source of this 11603-nucleotide messenger RNA. The record is from the annotation of a GenBank genome assembly. NCBI's taxonomy places the organism in Eukaryota, Metazoa, Cnidaria, Anthozoa, Malacalcyonacea, Plexauridae.
AUGGGCCGUCGAGGACGAGAGAAAUUUAACGCUGGUUCGGCUGGUCGGAGAAGAACUGUUCUUCAAAUCGAGCCUGUAUCACGCAAGAAAGACAACGAAGGUAGUAGAGAAUUAUUUUAUUGAGUAUUCUAGAAAAUAGAAAUCCAUUCGAAGAUGAAGUAGUUCAAAGUUCGAACGCCAAGGCGCCAAAAAUACAAACAAUACGAUUUGAUCUAAAUUCACCAUUUCAAAAGUGAAUAAACUUAAUUUAUAAACAUGUCAUAGAGAACACUAAGACUAGACCAGAGCAGUUUGAGAACGGCCCCAAAAAAUUCACAAUUAACCAAUACACUAUGCUGGAGCAAAGAGUUUGAAUUUUGAAAACUUCACCUUUGAGCAUGGUUUCGUAAACCGAGCGAUAUGUAAACGGAGUGUUUGGUCACAGAAUACUACACAGAAGUCCAUCUCCAUUGUUUUUAGCGUAAGCUCUAUUCCUCAUGAUUCGUCACUCAGUAAGUACUGCAAACAGAAGCAGUCACCCCCCUGGAAAUACUAAAAAUGGCACACGUCCAGGGGGGUGACUGCUUCUGUUUACGGUACUUGCUGAGUGACGAAUCAUGACGAAUAACGCUUACGCAAAAAACAAUGGAGAUCGACUUCUGUGUAGUAUUCUGUGGUUUGGUGCAGGGUGUUAGCCAGGCGGCCGUCCGACCGUCCUAUGGACGGCCAUUUCUGAAUUUGGACGGCUAAAUUUUAAUGGACGGCCAUGGACAGCCUAAGGGAAUUUUUUCUUUAAAUAGCAAUUUACAAGCUUUGUAAUAUCUCUUGAAUACUUCGAAUUGUUAUCAUCUGCUGUUUACUUUACUUAUGGUAUAUGUUUUCAUACUUUUCCCCCUCGAAAACACAUUGAAUAUGCCUGAAUUGAAGUCCGACAAACGUGCCAUGUUUUUGUAACCAUGUUGAUGAUUCUCGCAUGAAGUAUCAAGGAGAAUAAUUCGAAACCGCCGUUUUAAAAAACAGCAAUCGCUUUAUCGCUCAAGCACCACACUGCUUUAUAGAGGGCCCCCUAUACUUUUUGCAUGAAGCGUGAAGGGCUUAUUUUACUUAGCCGUGAAACGUGAUCGGGCCCCCUAUACUUUUUGCGUGAAGCGUGAAGGGCUUAUUUUACUUAGCCGUGAAACGUGAUUGAUGAUUUUCUUAAUCCGUGACUCGUGAAAAGGCAAAAUAUUUUUACGUGAAAGCAUAUUGUGAAGAGGUAUAGGGGGCCCUCUUUAUAGUUACAGUUACGGUAAAGAUGGCUAUAAAAUGAGCCAAACGCAUCAACAAAAGGGAAAAAAUAUCGGUGAUUGAUAAAAAAAUAACUAAACACUACACUGCUGUACACAUAUUGUGUUCUUCAUUAUAGCAUAUACUGUAGCCAGUACAUUGUAGUGAUCAUACGGUUCAUACCAUACGUGUGCUUUUAGCCUUUUACUAAUUUAAUAACUUAAAUGUGCAUCUAAAACUAAAAGUAAAAAGGUUCAACGAAUAGAACACCACAAUUCCACAACAACAAAAAAUUGUGGCCAUGCCCAAAAACAUGUGACCACGCCCACAAAAUUAUUUUGGACGGCCACUUUUGAAAUCCUGGCUAACACCACGGUUUGGUGGCAGUAUGUGAACAGUGGCACUGUCUUUAUUUUGCUCUUUUUUAGUAGGUGUGUAUCGUUUGAUAUCCUUCUCUCUGAAAACAACAGAGUUCCGGUUCCAGCCAUGCUUUUUUAUUAGUUCCAGCUGGAACCGGAACUCUGAACAAUCGGGGUUACGGCCAGAACUAACCAGCCGGAACUGAGUUCCGGUGCACCCCUAGUGUGAACAGACCUAAAAUGUGGUAUCUGAUCAUUUCGCUCUGAUGGCAUAGUUUGGAACACAGUGUACACAAGUAAUAAAUUUAUUUGUCCAGUUUCAGCUGGUUUUUAGAUCAUAAUAAGGUUAUAAGGGUAUGCCUAUAUAGUAAUAUAUAGGGUAUGUUAUAAGGUAAUGGCCUCAAUAUCCUAGUCUUCAACUUAGUCUUCUUCUGACCUACACAGUGGGAUGUCAUUGUGUAAGGUCUGUAAGGGGAAACAACAAAACGCGGACCCCAGGUCUGUGGACUACCUUCGUGGACCUGGUCCAUGGACUACCUUCGUGGACCACGGACCACUCCCGUGGACCACGGACCACUCCCGUGGACCACUCUUGUGGACCACUCUCGUGGACCACUCUCGUGGACCACUCUCGUGGACCACUCUCGUGGACCACUCCCGUGGACCACUCUCGUGGACCACUCUCGUGGACCACUCUCGUGGACCACUCUCGUGGACCACUCCUGUGGACCACUCCCGUGGACCACUCUCGUGGACCACUCUCGUGGACCACUCUCGUGGACCACUCUCGUGGACCACUCUCGUGGACCACUUGUGAGACACCAGAUUUUAGGGUUUGAAUUCUUGACUGUGCAUGGAAAAAUGUGCUCGAUUCGAGUUCAAUCAUUAUUGUCAUUGUGGAAACAUUACACAAAAUGUGAAGUUCUUAAUCCAUUCACUAUAUGACCAUUCUAAAAUAUAAGUGUACAAUUACGACUUUAAGUUCCUAUAUAUGCCCUUAAAAAGCAGUAAUCGGCUUCAAAAAUUCAUAUUUUUGGGAGAGGACCUUCAGGCAUUGAAAGGUCAUUGCAACUUACGACUUCUACAGUUCAAGUGAUUUUUUAUUAACAGUAAAAUUCGAAUAAUUAGGUAAAAUCUUUUAACCACCCCUCCCGCCACCCCUCCCCUCCAAAUUCUCCACAGUAUUCCUAUAUUUUUUAAUGAACCCUGACUACAUUUUUUCAGCAUUUUUACAGACUUAGUAUUCACUGUUCAUCAACAAAAACUGAAUUGAUUGUGAAAUAAAUAAUGGAAAUGAAUAAUGAAAUUGUUCCCGCCAAUCUCCGCUUCCUAAACUCGGGUUAAUUGUGCUUGGUCUAUUGUUCAGUAGGCAAAAUUUUGCAAGUGGUCCACGAGAGUGGUCUGUGGUCCAUGAGUGUAGUCCAUGGACCGGGUCCACGAAGGUAGUCCAUGGACCUGGGGUCCGCGUUUUGUCGUUUCCCGUCUGUAAGUGCAUAGCUGUUUAGUGGUGGACCAGCGCCAGUAGACAACCUCACAUAGUCACAUCUAGAAUGAAAUUUCCCAGUCUUAGGAAUUUGUUAAAAAAUCACACUCUACUGAUUUCGGUAAUAUUUAUAAUAAAGCUUUUUGUGAUUGAUUCGCACUGUCAUACUAAGUUUUGGAAGUCCUCCCCCAAGAAUAUGUUUACAUUUUUGAAGCUCUAGGACUUGCCAAAUUAACAAUUGUAUAAGCCAGCUAAAUAGCCUCACCUGAACUACGUGUAUCAAGCACAGUAUAGCAUUUUUUAGAGUAAGUGAUGGCCAUAAAUUUUAAGCUUGUACAAGAAAGAGGAUUAUGUGCAUUGUACUGUGAUUGGAGUUUGCCAUAUCAGGGGUAUCCUGGCCAGGGACGAGACAACAAGCAUUUGUUGUGGGCCCGGCCUGUCAUCAUGGGCCACUUAAAUGAAUAAAAAAAUUAUAAAACUAAAAUACAUGACACUCUAGAAAAUUUGUGUACUGUAUUUGCUAAGUCAUGAUUAUAAGGGAAUUAUAGAGCUUCGGAAAGGAAAAUAUACUAGAGAACAAUGCAUGCAGUAGUGUUGUGAGAUGAAAUGGUUUUUGGUUCCCUAUAAGUUGUACAGUAUAUGAUUGAUUCUUAUGCGUUCAUCAUAAAUUGCUUUAUUUAUCAAGUAAUGAAUGUCAUGCAUGGCCCAAAAUAACAGGAGAUAGGUCUCCAGUCAAAAUGACCGGUCAACUUGAUUUUAGCUCGGUCAAAAUCUGUUUUUGACCGAGCUAAAGGUCAGUUGUCACAGUACUAUAAACCAAAACCGUAACAACAACAUAAAACGCUCACUGAGUUUCCAGCGAUAUACAUACCCUUUUCUAGAUAUAUACCUAAUAAUAAUAAGCGAACGAACGAAUGUAUUCCUUCCACUCCUGAGCUCAUUUACCAUUGUCACAUAUAGUAAAUGUCCAGGCCUUGUGACCCUGGAUGGGCACUUAAAAGGAAAGAAUACACACACACAAAGGUUUAUUUAUUCAACGAUUACAAGAGAACGAUUGAACAACUGCGCAUAUAUAUAUAUAUAUAUGUAUAUCGCUGGAAACUCAGUGAGCGUUUUAUGUUGUUAUUUUAUUUCCUGAGUACGGGUCUUCGUCCAAUUUCAUAUUGUCAAAACCGUAACAACUACCAAAAGUCCAAAACCAUAUGCAUACAGUAUAUAUGCAUAAUGGUUCACAAAAUUACACAAUUUCAAUGACAACUUACUCAGUAACAAUAUGAAAUAUUUCUCUUAACACAAGAGAUGACAAAUUUGUUAUUGUGUGGAUCGGGACAAAGUCAGAUUCUGUGAUUCUCUAGCAGACGGAAUCUUUGUUUGCAUGUGUUAAAGAUUACAGAUGUUGUUAAAGAGAUUUGCAACAAUAAAGGAAGAAAUAUUCAAAUUAAUGAGACAAAACGAUCGGCCAUAAUGUCCGUGUAAAGUAAUCAGUAGACAGCCAUAUCAGCAUUUUGCUCGGCUAAUGGCCGGUGGCCAACCGUUAUAUUGAGCCCUGGUGCCUCAGGGUUGGGAUUACUGGACAUGGGGUUACAACACAAAUAAAGGAAUGUGUUUCUGAAGUGUACUGUACUACACACAGACUUUCUCUUGUUUACAGGUAGCCAUUUGGUGUCAAGAAAAAGAGAGAUUAACCCAACAAGCAUUUCAGGUAGAGUACAUACUAACACUCUGUAGCUAUGGUUACAGCACUACACUGGAAUCACAGCUUCGAUUUCUACCAUGCACGUGGCCUUUAGUUGCAUUUUUCACUGCUCCUGGUUAUAUCUAACUGUAUAGAAAUUUAUGUUCGAGAAUUCCACAUACAAGAAAUCCAUCCACAACAUGCUUCUUUGCUUAUGGCGGCUUCCUUCUUACAGUAUAGUACAUGAGCAGUACAGAAGGUUUUGUAAGCACAUUAGUCCACAUUUUUUAUAAUUCUGUGAAAUUACUGUAUACAUGUAAGUCAUUUCUCUAUUUCUGAAUCAAUAUUUUACACAAAUACAGCGAGUAUUUAAAUAUAACUACCAAUUUUUAAAAAAAUAUAAACCGAUAACCCAAAUUAUAAUUAUAACAGUUUUUCUGGGAUAUUGAUUUGUAGCUAGUUAUAUACAAUCAAACAUUUACAUUUAAAUCAAAUGAUUAAUCCAUUUCACUGUAAUCACUAUUUUGGAACAAUGUUUAUAUCAUGCAUAUAAUAUUAUGUUAAUAUAUACCAUAAUCUUCUGUAGGGAUUGGAUUGCUGGGACAGUAUGCUGAAGAUAGUGAUGAUGAAGGUAAUCUAAUAUAAUCUAAAUUUUUUGAACAAUUCUUUGUUGAUGACUGAAUGUGUCUGAUGUACUUGCAUAUAUAUUGUCAUUAUUGUGUUACUAAAUUGGACAAAAUGUCCAUAAAGAGCGAUAAGGGAAAUUGAAAAGGGUGGGGAAAAGCGGCACAUAAUUAAUAGAAACCCAGACAUUAAGUAUAAAACUGUAGAUAUGCUAAAUACAAGCAUUGCAAUUAACAUUUCUAAAGCUUUACAUCAAGUAUUAUGCUUACUCAUUUACAGUUACAUACCCAGUUACAUAUUUAGCCUAACCAGUUACAUAUUUGGCCUUUAUAGUUUAUACCCAGUUACGUAUUUAGCCUAUGACAAUUGUGAUAUUACUUUCUUAAUUGUUUUCAUCUUAACAACCCUGUCAUUUCCCUGUGGGAGGAAACCAGAGCAUGUGGAGAAAACCCAUGACUUUCGGCAGAGCGUUGACCGACUCUUUUCACAUGAGUCCAUAGCAAGAAGCGAACCCACAAUCUCAUAGAUGUAAGGCCCCGUUAAUAGCUUAUGCUAUAUUUGUUAGACUUCACUAAGUACAAACAUGAUACAAACAACUACAAACACCAGAAAAUGUAAAUCAAUAUUAACAACAUGGGUGACCAUGGGGGUAGGUUACCAUAUCCAGCAGAUGGGCUAUGUACUAUUGUUCCCAGUAAACUGCAAAACGACCAUUUUUUAGGCGGUUUGUCAGUGACAGUUUUGUCAAUUACGAAGGACAUAUUUGUGUACCUCGUGCUCACAAUUCGUUGCAAGCGGCGUGUGGAAAACUGCAAGUUUCAGUUUGACAGUUAAAUGAGUUUCUAAUUUUAUUGUCCAAUCAGAUGCGUAGUUUUGAAUUUUAAAUCAAAACUACGCACCUGAUUGGACAAUAAAAUUAGAAACCAUUUAACUGUCAGAAAUGUCAAACUAAAACUUGCAGUUUUUCACACGCCGCUUGCAACGAAUUGUGAGCACGAGGUACACAAAUAUGUCACUGACAAACCGCCUAAGAAACCGGUCGUUUCGCAGUUUACUGGGAACAAUAGUAAGUAUGUUUUUGUUUACAUAGGCCAUGGAAAUGCAUCAGAUAGAUACAUAGGCCAUGGAAAUGCAUCAGAUAGCGGGUCAUGCUUUAUUCACCUUUUUUAAACAAUAUUAACACACAAAUAAAAGGCGGCCCAAUUCAGCAUUGAAAUGCAGCAAGCAAAUGUCCAAGACAUAAAAUUAUACAACUUGCUGCUAAAACUCGUUCAGGCAUAAUUUUCAAAUACAGCUUGCUUAGCGUCCAUGCAUAGGUAGGGUUACCUUACCUAACAUAGCCUUGAGUGGUAGGGUUAUCCUACCUCCAUAUAAACAGGCCCUAACCGAGAUUCGAGAUUUGCUCUGCGUUACCCUGGUAUUUCCCAUAUAAACAUAAUCACCUACUUUGAGGUACACUCGCGGGAUAGCAUAUGCCAUAGAGCGCAGCCGUUUGGACAAACAAACAGAAAAUUAGUAUGUAUUGCACAUUGGCAAUGGACCUAUUCUAGACAAAAAUUUCAUCACGGCUUGAAAGAGUAUCACAAAAUUAGUAAUAUUCCGAAGUUUCGUUGCGAAAUAUUGUAAAAUGCGGAUAAUAUAGCACUGCGAAGUUUGCCGUUUUACAGUCAUUUUGUAUUACGCGCGGGAAAUUGAUACCUUUUUUCAGAAAGCGCAAUCUCGUUCCCCGAGCCUGCGAUCCUCGGGAAGGAACGCGAGGCUCUGGGAUAAUCCGUUUCAGGGAGGAAUCUGAUUGGCCGUUGAAACUUCGGAAUAUUACUAAUUUUGUAAUGCUCUUUCAAGCUGAUGUGAAAGAUUUGUCUAGACUUGUCUAGAUCAAAAUUUUGUUCAUUAGAGAAUAGGUCCAUUGGCAUUGCUGCCGCGUGUUGCAAAAAUUUAAGGCAAAUUUGACACAUUUUCGUAAACAAAUUGUGGCGAAGAAUUUGAAUUUAUGACAAUGAUCUUUUUCCCGCUUGUAAAUGGAGAAUAUCCCUUGUAAAUACGCUUUAUUUAUAAUACAGAAUUUAAUAUGACUUGUAUGAACUGAUACAGUAUUGGGCUAUUUAAAUCUGUUCCAAACACAUUUUGUAAUUUGCAGUUUGCACCCGAUGAAAGUGGAGAGUAUUACUAAGUAGUUAUUUGUUGAAGUGAACAACUUCUUACUUUUAAAGUUUGUUCGUUCACUGCAACCAGGUAUAUCAAUCAUGUUUCGCUCGCUACUCUGGUUUAAUUAAAUUAUUACAAAGCCCAGUCGAAUUGUAAUCAAGACCCAACAUUUCGACACUCCAGUCUAGUGUCUUCAUCAGGGGUGAUCUAAAAUUGCAAUCGUGGCAUCUUUUAAGAUUUAAAAAUACUCAAGGGAUGACGUCACCUGCCAAUGAGAUGCAUAUAUUCCUCUGGCAAAUAGGCACCGUCAUCCCUAUUCAAAGCAUGAUUACUCGUAUUUAUAUGCCACGCUUCUAGGCAAAGUCUUUUACCAUAGCGAUUGUUUGUGGUAAUUACUUUAGAGCUUUCCCACGCAAUCUCGUGUUUGGUGUAACAUACAUGUUCGGCUAAAGCUGAUUUUCCCUUGUCUAAAGUUGAAACAGCCUUUUGUUGUUCUUUUAGCCGUGUACCAAACUGGCGUUUAGACUGACCCAAAUACUCUUUCUCGCAGUCACCGCAUGGUAUAGAAUAUACAGCAUGAGUUUUCUGAUUUGUUUUAACAGGAUCUUUUGGCUUUGCGAAAAUAUGGCCUAAAGUCAAAUAGGGUUUUAAGGCAACCUUAAUAUUACAAUUACCUAAGAUUCUCUUGAUUGGUUCUGUGACACCUUGAAUGUAUGGAACUAUUGCAUAACCCUUACUUACCGUCAAUAAAUCAAGCAACUUUCAAAAAGCAACUAAAUUCAGGCCUUAAAAUAUCGGUCGGUCACGGACAUUGUCCGACCCAUUCGUGAAAUUGUCCGACGUAGAGAGGUAACCACCGGACAUUCUGUCCGACCUAAGUUAAACUGAGAUUAAUUGUUUGUCCGACCCGAGUGAAUUGGUGUCCGACCGAACUGUAGCUUUGUCCGACGCUUUCUCCACGCACGUAAAUCAAAAUGUACCGUACUUGUUAUAAUGGAGAAUUGAAGUAUUGUACAAAACUGAACCGGAAAUGUUUUUAAUAAUGUCACCAAGCGCGGGGCGGCGAGCGAAAUGGUGAAGUGGAAAACGGGCUUAAGUUGUCGAAUUGGUCGUACUGCUAUUAUUGGCAAGCAAGUUAAUCUUGGCUUGGAAGUAAGUAUAAAUGACACAAAUUAUUUAAUAUCUUCACAACAGUUCACUUCACUACAUUGUGCUGAUAUUAAUUUGUGUCAUUCAGACUUAUUUUCGAGCCAAACUGAAGUGAAGGUCAUCGGACAUCAUACAUCAUCAUACAUAUGUCCGAGCCAAACUCAAAGUCAUCGGACAUUUUGUCAGACGGCCCUGUAAAAGAUAUUUUAAGGCCUGAACUAAAUACAAACAAAUACAUGCAAGCAUUAUUAAAGUGCACGUAACUUCAAUUAUUUUUCUCAUCCCAUUCUUAAGAACUUCUGAAAUGAUAUAAUAACUUAUUUUGAAGAUUUUCAAAUAAUGAUUUAAAGUAAAAGCUUGUAUAUGUCGUAUUCACUAUCGAGUUUAAUUCAUUAAAAUGAAGUUUGGAGUAGUGGGAGGAUUACACAUACCUAUAUGAAUAUGUAAAACACCAUUAAGCCUUUUUAUUUCAUGAUAUUUAACUGUACCUUACAUUUUUUGAUCAGUCAUUAUUCAUAUGUGACGUAAAUUCCGGACAUUUGCAUAUCAAUAAAACUGAAAUAACUCAGAGACAAAGUGUGCAAACGAAAAUCUUCAAAAUAAGUUAGAAUAUCAUUUCAAAGGUUCUUAGGAAUGAGAUGGUAGAAGAAUUGAGGUUAGGUGCACUUUAAGUUAAUGAUAAUAUAGCUAUAUAUAGACAUGACUAUUUUUUUUAGAACAAAAGGGUUCCUCCAGUGAUGAAGAAAAUGUAAAAAAUGAGGAAAAGACAAAACCCAGCGACGAAGUUCAAAUUGACUCUAAACUUAGUGACUUCUUUAAAGUAUGUACAUCAAAGUGUUUGAAUGCUUACAGUUAUUUAUUAUUUAUUUAUUUAUUUAUACGAUUCGCCAGACAAUACGAACAUACAUGUAUAACAUAAUGACAAAUAAAUACGCGAUGACAGGGGCUGCCCACAUAGAUAAACUCUAAAAUAACGGGGUCCCAACAAGAAAUUAAAAUGAAAGUGUUCUAACAACAACAUUCCACAGUACCAUCAACAGGAUCUCACAGAUAGGCUGUGGAGAGAACGAGUUGUGUGGCAUUUGACGCCAUGGCCGGAUUUUGUGGGGAGAUGCGCACCUCCCCUGAGAUGGUUUUGCACCUUCCCUGAGAAUUUUGCACCUCCCCUGAAAAGUCAUGCACCUCCCCUUAGGAAAGUUUCAUUUUUCUGUAAAAUUGAAACAGUGAUAGCCAUUUAUCUCUGUGUCAAGUACCCUUUUAAUGCAAUGUUUUGAAAGAAACUGUGUAGUAAUUGUAAUGAAGGGCAAAACUGGAUGAGUUGUACAGUCAUAAUUCAUUAAUACGCUGAUACAUAUCUACACUACAUGCAUACGUCACGUCGUUGACGUUGGCCAGUUCUAAGCUUCUAAGCUCUAGCUUUCCAUGGCGGUCUAGAGCUAUAUUCAUAGUAUGGAAAUUGCGAUUAGUUUGAAAAUUGGAUUUCCAUACUAUUUCCGUAGUAAAGAUUUUGAAAAAAAUUCCAGUGUAUGUUUAUUUGAUUUUUUUAAUAUUCAGGAGAUCGAAGCAAUAGGUACCGAAGAUUCUAAAUCAACAGAAUGUAUUGAAACAACGAGUGACACCACAACUGUCGAUGCACCAACCCUGGACGAACAAGCGGAUGCGAGUGUAGUUGAUCAAAAUGUGCAAGGUUAGUUUUUUCAAACGUCAAAACCAGGGGUGGAAAAAGUAGGCGAGGAGCAACAGCUGCAGGAAAUUCCUUUGAAAGAAGAUUUGCUAUUGAAAAUUUGAAGGAAACCUUGACACCCAUGUCCCACUAUGAGCACAGAAUAGGAAGGUAUAGCAGAAGUGUAACUCAAGCAAGUAUUUGUCCGCGUUUUUACAAGCAAUUCGUCAUCAAUCACGCCAUCCUGGCUAGUACAUCCGGCACUUUGUACCUACCAAAACCUGAUAAAAACUUCCGGUUGUACUAGCCAAGAUGGCGUGAGCGAGUUAAAAUUUUCGUGGACGUAAAACAAUAAAGGAACCGACUCAAGUUACACUUCUGCUAUACCUUCCUAUUCUGUGCUAUGGCCGCAACAACAUAUGGUUGACAGACAUUCCUUGAAUUUAAAACCAUGAUCAGCUAGAACACUAUAUGUUUAGAGAAUUAUUUUUUGCUGCCCUGUUCAAAACCAUCCUAUAGUAACUUUUUAUCAUUGGUCAAACGAAAUUUUACUGUUCAGCAUUUUUUUUGGCUACUUUUUUAAUAGAAAAGAAAUUUGACUUCACGUGAUACGCUGCAUGUUUAGGAUGAUAAAGACUUUCUUGUAACGUCAAAUUUAAAAGAAUAACUUUAAAUCUCCAGGCUACGUUCUGCCAGAACCAUGGCAGGAAGUGUGUGAUCCAAGCACAAGCUACGUCUAUUACUGGAAUACGCUGACUAAUGAGGUCUCGUGGGAAUUACCUCAGGUUUUUGGGCCUAUCCAAGCGCCAACUCCUGCGAUAGAUCAAGUGGAGCAAAAUACUUUACAGAAAGAAGUACAUAAAGAGAGUCAAAACAUGAUAGAAGACCAAUCAUCUGUAAGCGAUGAAGAGACUUCCACCGAAUCUAAAAAUGAUGACAUACAAGCGGCUGAUGGUGAAUGUACAGUAACAGCGAGCUGUGUAGCCGAUGAAGAAUCACCAAUCCAGGGGCCAGCCAUAUUGCCUCCUGCAAGUGAACUAGGUACAUCAGAGCAAGCGGCAAAAGAUUCCACCAGUUCAUUAACUGAUAAUCUAGGUAGUGAAUAUUUGGAUGAGAAGAAACAGGAAUUGGGUCAGACAUCAUUGAGUGAGGGAUCUCCAAAACCUGAAUCGUUAAACAUGUCUCGUAAACGUGAACGUUCCGCAGCGAUUGAUAUGUUUGAAUCAGAGGCUCGACAAGACGAUUCGAAUGAAAGUGAAG